Messenger RNA from Trametes versicolor FP-101664 SS1, 431 nucleotides. RefSeq lists its product as uncharacterized. The record is from RefSeq and is a predicted model, not a curated record. Bases 51 to 323 code for a protein of 90 amino acids. Lineage: Eukaryota; Fungi; Basidiomycota; Agaricomycetes; Polyporales; Polyporaceae. The transcript is spliced from 3 exons.
GUCACCACAGCACUAACUUUAAGCUUCGGUACUGGAUAUUGAGGAGGAGUAUGGCCCACUGGCAGGUCGCCAUACGUUACAUGGACAUGUACAGGGACGAUCCUACCGUCCAUCUGGCAGGCGUAUUUGGUAGUGGUAUCGAUGUGACCCCCGGGUUACAUCGAGCUAAACACCGGAAUUUGACCAAAGUCAUUGCAACGCCAUCCAUAUCAUGGAUGGUAGCCAAGUGCGCACCCGCACAGCCCAAGGCUUCCGUAGUACCCCUUCGAGUCGUUCUCGCCUUCGGCGUGCGAUGUCAAACACCUUCUAAGCCCUAUCUGUGAUAUGAACUGCUCACAAACUCGCCACUCAUCCAUCCAAGUGGUUCGUCUCUCUCCUACGUCUGUCCAUCAUGUCCAUCCCUGCUCCUCGCUGAGUAGAGCGCCUUCCAU